This is a messenger RNA of Centropristis striata (black sea bass), 4185 nucleotides long. RefSeq names its product junctophilin 2 (gene jph2). The transcript has 6 exons. Bases 1 to 2388 code for a protein of 795 amino acids. The record is from RefSeq and is a predicted model, not a curated record. Gene Ontology annotation, cellular component: endoplasmic reticulum membrane; junctional membrane complex; plasma membrane. Lineage: Eukaryota; Metazoa; Chordata; Actinopteri; Perciformes; Serranidae.
AUGAGUGGAGGUCGCUUUGAGUUUGACGACGGCGGAGCUUACUGCGGAGGCUGGGAGGGAGGCAAAGCCCACGGCCAUGGCAUCUGCACCGGUCCCAAGGGCCAGGGCGAGUUCUCCGGCUCCUGGAACUACGGUUUCGAAGUGGUGGGAGUCUACACCUGGCCCAGCGGGAACACCUACGAGGGCUACUGGUCGCAGGGGAAGCGUCACGGCCUGGGAGUAGAAACCAAAGGACACUGGAUUUACAGAGGGGAAUGGACUCAUGGCUUCAAAGGGAGAUAUGGCGUCCGGAUCAGUGUUGGCAGUGGAGCAAAGUACGAAGGAACAUGGAAUAAUGGGCUUCAGGAUGGAUAUGGAACAGAAACAUAUGCUGAUGGAGGCACUUUCCAGGGUCAGUUCACAGGUGGGAUGCGUCACGGCUAUGGAGUCCGGCAGAGCGUCCCUUAUGGGAUGGCAGCAGUUGUACGCUCCCCUCUUCGUACCUCCCUGACCUCCCUUCGCAGCGAACACAGCAACGGCACUGUCCUGCAGCAAGACAUCCCCCUCAUCACCACCACCAACGCCUCAGGUGAGGAGACACCUGUUGCUACACCUACCCAGCUGGGACCGUCCCGCGGAGGCUUUGCCCUCACUCUCCAGGUGGACCCAGAGGCUGUGAAACCCAAGAAGAAGGGCCUGUUUCGUAGGGGCUCCCUGCUGGGUAAGCUGAAGAAGUCCGAUUCAAGUACCUCGCUGUCCAGCCAGAAGAGCAAGAUCAGCUUCCUGAGAACGGAAUCGGCUCUCAGCUCCAACGCCAGCGACACCAACUCCACCAUCAGCCUUGGGGACGAGAGCCUGGCCGGAGCCGAGGAUUUUCCCCCAGUCGAGGCUGACAUUGAUGCCACCACCACGGAGGUCUACAUGGGCGAGUGGAAGAACGACAAACGCUCAGGAUAUGGAAUAAGUGAAAGGUCCAGCGGGCUAAAAUAUGAGGGCGAGUGGCUGAACAACCAGAGACACGGCUAUGGCUGCACCACCUUCGCCGAGGGAGGAAAAGAGGAGGGCAAGUACAUGAACAACAUGCUGGUAAAGGCCAUGAAGAAGAGGGUGAUCCAGCUGAAGGGAACGAAGAUCAAGCAGAAGGUUGAGCGGGCGGUGGAAGGCGCUCAGAGAGCCGCAGCCAUUGGCAAACAGAAGGCAGAGAUUGCUGCUUCUAGGACGACCCAUUCAAAGGCCAAGGCAGAGGGAGCGGAGCAGGCCUCUCAGGCCUCAAACAGUGAGUCCAGCAUCGCCAGACUGGUGGCCAAAGAACUUUCCCCGUCCUUCUACCAGCCAGGUCCUGAGUAUCUGAAGAAGAGAGUGUUACAGGAGGUCUUAGAGGGAAGUGAGACCACAGACACUGCCAUGCAUGAGCCGCUGCUCGCUGAGGAGGAGCCCCUGCCCACGCCACCCGAGAGCCCACUCAUGAAUGAACUGGACAGCCUCAUGCCCGGCUCAUCCCCGGGCCGCACCCCCUCCCCGAGCCCCGGGAUCAUCAGCAAGGAAGACCCCAAACUCCUCAGUCCAGGAAGCUGGAACGAAGACAGAACCAUUAAAGCGGGUGGCAGUAAGGGUAGCAGUAAACCCAACAGCAGGCCCAAUAGUCGCCCUACUACUCCGUCAACCUCUGUUCCUGCUCCCGCCCCGGUGGCACUUGAAGCUGGAGGAGCCUCCGGCAGUCGCGGCCCCUCUCGCACCCCAAGCCGUCAGAGCAACAAGAUCGAGCAGGGCUCGGACCUGGAGAUCAAGCCGCUGCAGAAGUUUGACUCGGACGUGAAAGCUCCAGAUGUCACUCCUGCACCUGUUGCCCCUGUAAGGAAUAACCUCAUCUCUCCAGAUGAAGAAGAAGCACCGCGCCCCGCCACCAAAGUCCCUGCCAAAGCGGUCACCCCUGAGCCUAAAACCAUUGAGGUCAAGACCGAAAGAGCUCCAUCAGUCCAUGAACGAGUACCAUCAGUCCAUGAACAAGCACCAUCAGUCCAUGAACGAGCACCAUCAGUCCAUGAACGAGCACCAUCUGUCUCUGAGAACAAAGUGGAGUCCAGGGAGGCGAGCAGGCCGUCAAGCAAACUAGAGACAAAGCCAAUACCAAAACGACAACUGAGCCCAGCUCCACCCCCGAAACCUACACCCAGUCCUGAACCUAAGCCAGCACCAAAGCAAGUGGAAGCCAAAGCCAUUGUUGCCAAACCAGCUCCAAAGGUGGAGCCCAAAGCAGAAGCCAGACUGAUGAAGGCCAUGGUGUCGAGCGCGAGUCAUGAUGCGAACGCAGAGUCUUUGGAGCUUGAGGGUCCAAACACCAUAAUGAUCUGCAUGGUCAUCCUGCUGAACAUCGGCCUGGCGAUUCUCUUCGUACACAUUUUGUCAUGAGACAUUGUCCACCACCUGAGGUCAGCAGCAGCGUUGGAGAGAGAGACGGCCUGCCUCCCCCUCAGUUAGGACCAGAGAUCAAAGACCACCGCUGAGGAGAAGAGAAAGAAGCCUCACGCAGACCGCCACAGCUCCUCUUAAAGGUUUCUGUUGAUGUGACUGUGUGAGGCUCUGUGAAGCUCCUCUCUUUGACAAACUGAAGGACAUGAAACAGAUUCAGUCCGUCUGAAUGAGAUGAUGUUUGUGUGUUAAAGUUGGGGUUUGAGGGUUAAGAGUACGUCCUCAGUGCUUACACUGGAGAAGUAGCACUCAAAAAGUCUCAACUUCCUCACAGUGUGUCACAAGUGUGUUAAAAUGAAUGCAUAAAAAAAGAAAGGCUUUAAACUCAAUCAUCAAUCGGCACACACCGACUGAUUAGACAAUCUCAGUAGAUAAAUACACUUUGUCACAAUAUGUUUGUUCAUAUUAUGAAGGAAACUGAAUAUCCUCUCUAUUAUGCCUUAAACUUGACACGAAUUCAAACAAUGUGUGAAAGAUUUAGUAGUUAUAACUGUUACUAUCAUUGUUUUAAUUGUCUGCGAAGCAGAAAAAGAAGAAGAUUCAUUAAGUUGGUAAAUGUGUCUCCAGAAAAUACUGCAAAAUGUAAUCAAACGCUACUGUAAAGCCAGUUUAUUGUCUUCAUCUUGAUGCUCUUCAGUCUCUUUAAGACUACAAAGCAUUUUGAGUUGCAAUUCGGCUAAAUUGCAUUCGAGACUGUGGUGUACUACACUGUGAAACUUUAUAUUUUCACUGGGAUUUAUAUGCGUUUAUUGUCAUUGUGCUGCUUUGGUUUGGGAGCUGAUGAACCCGUUAGAGAAGGAAAAUAGGAAGCUUAUGAGUGUUACUGUACUGUAUGUUCCUGCGCUGUUUCUCAUAAGCACCCAGGUGGUUUUAAAUGGGAGUUGUGUAUGUUUUGCAGUAGAUUGAGCAAUGAAGGCUGGGAUUUAUCUCAUUUUAAACAAUCACUGUAUGUUGUAGUAAGGUUUCCCAAUCUACAGAUUUAUAUUAAAACAUUAGCACCAGCAGGAGGCGGGUUUGGAGGAUGUUUGCCUGUGAGCUAUUCAUGUAUCUUUCAGUGUAGAAACCUGUUGUUCCACAUCGCAUUGUAUUCAGGGCCUGUUGUGCUUUUAGAGCCAAAUACGACUUUUGUACGCAUGAGGGCACUUUGUGUGUAUGUGUCUGUAUUUUUGUACCGUUUUGACAUGCACAUCUUUUCAGUACUCAAAAUAUUCUUUAGUAGGAGUUUUGUCAAAAGCAAAUAUGCAACCCUAAAAAAAAUAUAGAAUGGUUCUGAACUCCAUGUCUUACAUUCAAAGGAGCCGAUGUGCUGUUUAAUUUUCAUCCCUUAUUGUUUUAUCCAUUUAAUACACAGCUUUUAAAAACAACACAAAGGUUUUUAGCUGCAAUUGUUUUGCCUUCGAGUUUGCAAAUGAACACCCAGGCCACAGGUUGUUCAUUGUUUUCAUGCAAAAAAAAGAAGGAAAAUCUCGUAUUUUAAAUAAAUUUUUGCCCAAUAGUUUACCAUAAAAAAAUGCAUAAAUUAAUAACAAAAGACAACUGUCAGAUGAACUCAAUGAAAAAUGCAAUAAAACUGUAUUCAUAUAGGUCAGUGUAUUGUAGAAGCCAUUUUCUGUUUCAGUGCAUUCAAUUAAGUCAGAUAAUAUUGCUGAAUUUGAAGAAAUGCAUUUGUUUGCAGCCAAAACUGGUCAAAAUUGCAAUGCUGAAAUUAAAUAAUAAAAAAAACUUUUUCAACACUUG